AAAUAAACGAAAAUGAGCCUAAUAUGUAGGUAUCGACUAGUCAAGUUCAUAAAAUAUAGGACUCUCCACUGGGAGUUCUCAGUUUCUGCACAGGUGGCUGGCAGUGACCUGGAUGCACUGCACCUGUCGCCCUGUCAAGUGGCUGCUAAUGCGAUUAGGGAGGACACCGAAAACGGGAUUGGCACCGGGACAGGCAACUCAGCUGCCAAUCAGAAGGACACGAAGUAAAGUAAACACAGCCCCACACCCUUGACAAGAUGCCGGCGGACAUAGUGACCACGGAGCAGCUGCGCUACCAGCUCGCCUUCAGCCAUGCCAUGGAAAGGACGACGAGGCACUGGCAGGAGACGUUCGCGUGGUACCCGAGGAUGCAGUGCUGCCACUACCAGCGGAUCGACCAGAUCUACCUGGAGAGUCGCCAGCGGUACGGCGACGGCCACUUCCUCAAGUACGCCAGCCGGAGGCGCCUGGCCAAGAAGUUCGUGGUGACCGCCGAGGAGGUAGCGGACGUUCUGGAGGAUCGGAAGACGCUGGAGAAGGGCGGCAUUACGGGUCUCAAAGUUGCGGCCACCGAGAAUGGGGAGUACGGCCGAAUGAAGCCCUCUAAGCUGUACUUCUGCUAGGACCCCUCUGCACCCCGCUCUGCAAUCCUCUCCAGAACCACUCACAAUUAAACUAUCAUUCCCUGCUGACAAUGCAAAUCUCAAUGGCCGUCACUCAUUACGCGAUUUUAGCAUGACCGUGCGCAUAAUUAACAAGGUGAAAACGUCAGUCCCACCUGCAACUGGUUGGCCCGCCCCGCCCCGCGUCGCCGCCGUAGCGAGUGCCCACUGUACCUUCUCCUACUGGGGCGCGGUUGAAAAGUUCGCACAGGUAAUUAAGUGAUCGCGUCUGUCCACUCGAUGAGAUGACUCGCCUCGUUUGUUCGCGAUCUCGGAAACUGCUUUAUGGCGCCCAUAAACUGGGAAAUAUGCCGUGCACCCAUUUACGCUGGCACUCACAGUGCAGUCCACUGCAUUAAUUACAGAUACCACGGAUACGGAUUUCGUUCAGGACAGUCGCUUCGCUUUGGUCGAUAGCAGCACCUCUUGUGUUGAUGAAUUUACAAUUGUGGAGUUUAAUGCGGGAUUCUCAACGCGGGGAUAUAGCUAUUUUGGGGAACGGCGCACUACUAGUUACUUGAUAAAUGUGUCCAUCGGGCCAGCUGCUCCUCCUGCGUUUGCAGACGUAAGCCCAGGUGUCGUGGGCCAGCUUCGAGCAGUAUGAUUUAAAAGUUCCAUAUGCAAAUUACCCUCAAAGUUUCCGGCGAGCCCAUUCGUCCAUCGGAGUGCGUGGUAGAUGGAAAUGCAAGCGGCAAGCGGCAAGUGGCAAGCGGCAAGUGGCAAGUGGAAAUGUGAAAUGGGGAAAAUAGGAAAUGCAAAUGCCCAUGCAAGUGUGCAAAUUACACAAAGGACGCCAACUUUGGGCCAACUUGCGAACUGGGCCAGCGACUCAUUAGACACAUGACAGCAUUCACAGAGCUGGUGGGUGGUGGUCACCACCGGCGCAAAGUGGCGGAGCUGGAGCGGCAGGUGGGCAGCGGCAAGUGCGUGUGAAAAAUCAGCCAGCAGCGGCCCACAAAAUCGCCGAGCGCGCAAUUAAACGGUAGCGGAUAAUUGCUAUCGAAAGCCAUAAUGAUGGCCGGAUCAGUACUUACCCCGAGCCCAGUAUAGAGUUCCAUAUCUUGAUGCGGCUCUCGAACGGAGAGCUUUGUGCGCCUUUCUCGGCUCUCAUUGUUCCCCCGAUUUUCCCAUCACCGCAGCGCACCGCAUCGCAUCGCAUCGAUGCGAACUUUUCGAGACCAUCAGCUCUUUUCUGUUGACUCAUACCCAGGCCGUUCCAUCGGAGGCCUCUGUUUUUGGCGGUGCUCAAGACUCAGGAGUGGUGACAGUCGAAAAAGCAGGCCAGAACCAGAGUGGCUGCGCUGCAGGGCUCAAAACAAAUAAACAC
Drosophila erecta is the source of this 1989-nucleotide messenger RNA. RefSeq lists its product as uncharacterized. Lineage: Eukaryota; Metazoa; Arthropoda; Insecta; Diptera; Drosophilidae. The transcript has 2 exons. The record is from RefSeq and is a predicted model, not a curated record. Bases 258 to 623 code for a protein of 121 amino acids.